GAGAGAAGAAAGAGAAAGAGAGUGAGAGGGGAAGGUGGCGAGCGUGAGCGCGAGAGACAGCGCGAGAGAAGAGCGUGUACACCCCUCUCCCUCCCCGCGUCGCGUCGCGCGCGCGGUGCACCGCGCCGUCCGUCCACCUUUCGCGUUGCCGCGAGUGCACGGGAUAAAAUGGCGCUUGCUUUCGUCCGUGCACCUCUAUCGACCGUGACGGACUGUUCGGCGGAAUCGCGUCGGCACUACUCGCCACGGCCCUUCUGAAGGAACCAAACGACGUCCCGUGUGCGCUCCCCUCGUCGUUUCCCGUCGGCGAUCCCCGAUUGUCGACGCUGCCCGUCGUGAUCGUCGUGCCCCUUUCUUCAAUCGCCGUCGUCGUCGUCGUCGUCGUCAUCGUCAUCAUCGUCAUCGUGCGUCCGGGGUACUGUGUGUAUGUGCGAAUAUUGAAGCAUCAGAGGGAGCUAUCGCGAUUUUUCAGAGAGCGGCGAUUUCGAAACGAGUGAGCCAGAGUGAGCUUUCAAGAACGCGGCAGCCAGUUACAGAGAAAACCAGCAGCCUGCCACAAAACCGUAUCGCCAUGUAAAGCAAACAGGAAGUAUCGAUUCGUUUGCCAUUCAGAGAAGUUUCGCGCGUUCGCGGACAAAACAAGAUGACGGUUCUGCGAUAAAAACUAUCGAGCGACAUUAUAACGUUAUCAAUCAUCCGAAGUCGUCAUCCGAGCCGAGUAUCAAAGUACGUGUGAUUGGGAGCGUCGCGUGAGUGCGUUGGAAUUGUAAAAAUAAAUAAGAGCCGUCGUCGUCGGGGCGAUAAGCUGGAGCAUAAGCGGGCAGGGAAGGUGGUGGCCGCUGAGGAAGGCGGAGGUGGUGGUGCCGACGAGGAGGGUGGAGAGAUCCGGCGGUGGCGACCGGUGGCCGCACGUCGUCGUCGGUUGCCGUGACGCGCGACGCAAGACGACGCAACGCGACGCGAGGCGCGCGGGGGAAGGCAUGAGGAGGGCUCGAGAGUGACGACGCUGCCGGUGUGCUGCAUCCUCGCACGGAUCGUGAGAGGACUGGCGGCCGUCCACCGCGGGGCCCACAUGGCGAUAAGGAUGGCCCCCUUCAAUAUGCCGGGCGUAGCAGGGCUCCUAGCCACCUGCGCCGCCGUUGCUGCUUCCGCUGCCCACCUUCUGCCGUUGCUGCUGUUGCUAAUCUGCCCGCGAGGGAUCCAGGCGGAACAAGUUGUUCUCUUGGACACGACGACAGAGGAGAAACUCGACUGGACGAGAUACCCGUUCGGGCCUCAAGCUAGCACGCCUGGCUGGGUAGAGGAGUCUUUCACGAACUUCGACAAAGGUAUCAAUUGGCGGAGUUAUGUUGUAUGCGACGUAGCGUACAACAAUGUGAACAACUGGCUGUGGACGCCAUUCAUAGAGAGGGGUCCGGCGAACCGCAUGUACAUAGAAAUCAACUUCACGACCCGCGACUGUUCGCUGUUUCCCGGGAACGCUCUCAGCUGUAAGGAGACCUUCAGUCUACUUUACUACGAGUUCGACGCCGCCACCAAGGAGCCGCCCCCGUGGGAGCCGGAUAGUUACAAACUUAUCGGUCGCAUAGCCGCGGGCGAGGGCAGGUUCAACACGAAUUCCGAGGUGGUAAUAAACACCGAGGUGAAGUCGAUCCCGGUGACGAAGAAGGGCGUCUACUUCGCCUUUCGCGAUCAGGGCGCCUGCAUAUCGAUUCUGGCCAUCAAGGUGUACUACAUCAGCUGUCCCGAGAUCUCGGUGAACUUCGCCCAUUUCCCGGCCACGCCGACCGGUCGCGAGGUCGCACUUAUCGAGCAAACGCGCGGCACUUGCGUGGCGAACGCCAUCAAAAUCGCCCAGCCGACUUUCCUCUGCAAGGGAGACGGAAAAUGGUACCUUCCGACGGGUGGAUGCCACUGCAAGCCUGGCUACCAGGCUGACGUGGACAAGCAAGAGUGCAAGGAGUGUCCGAUAGGCAAGUUCAAACACGAGGCAGGCUCUCAUGCCUGUGAACCAUGUCCAGAGCACAGCAAAGCUUCCGAUUACGGCUUCACGGAGUGUCGUUGCGAUCCGGGCUAUUAUCGGGCGGAAAAGGAUCCUAAAAAGAUGCCUUGCACGCAACCACCUUCGGCGCCGCAAAACCUGACCGUCAACUUUGUUGAUCAGUCCACGGUGAUUCUUUCCUGGAAUGCGCCGCAUAUGCAGGGUGGCAGGUCCGACACGACUUACCGAGUGGACUGCGAUUCCUGCAGCAUGGGCGUCAAGUACAUUCCCAAUACCGAGAUCUUCAACGACACGAAGAUCACGAUAACCGGCCUGAACGCGGUGACUACUUAUCGCUUCCAAGUGUUCGCCGAGAACGGCGUAUCGUCGUUGGUCGGCAAAUCGGAAUACGUGGACAUUACCGUUACGACAGAGGCGAGCGUGCCGAGUCUAGUGAGCAACGUCAGGAUCACCAGCGUCAAGAGCUCGGAGCUUAGCAUCAGCUGGGACGCGCCGGACAUCGGAGCCGGCGGAGACAACGAUCUUGUCGAACGAUACGAAGUGAGGUGUUACCCGCGCUACGACGACGCCACUAAUGCAACCGUCAUUCAAACGUCUGAGCUGUCCGCCACGUUCAAAGGUCUCAAGCCUUCCACGGAUUACGCGAUACAGGUUCGCGCUAAGACCACCCGCGGCUGGGGCGAGUACACGCCGGUGAUAUUUAAAAAGACACCCCACGCUAUGGGCCUAGAUUACGUCGGCGAGGACGACAACAUGCAAGUUAGGAUAAUCGCAGGGGCGAUCGUUGCCGUGGUCGUACUUCUCGUGAUUAUUAUCAUCAUGACCGUUCUGAUCCUCAGAAGCAGGGCCUCGGACGAGUGCAACAAGAAGCAGCCAAGCGAUUGCGACACCCUGGAGUAUAGAAACGGCGAAGGACUAGUUGUGACCUACAUGCACUGCAAAAUGGACAGUUCACCGAUUGUGACAACCCAUACCAACAACAAGAGCAAGUCCUCGCUGACCACGCCGCUGUUCACACCUGCAGUGGGGGUCGCCGCGACGGGCGCAGGCGGCGCAGGCGGUGCAGGUGCAAGGAGUUACGUGGAUCCUCACACCUACGAGGACCCGAAUCAGGCGGUGCGCGAGUUCGCCCGGGAGAUCGACGCCGGAUACAUCACGAUAGAAGCUAUCAUAGGUGGCGGAGAGUUUGGCGAUGUCUGCCGAGGAAAGCUGAAAUUGCCUCCUGACGGACGGACGGAAAUAGACGUGGCCAUAAAGACCCUGAAGCCGGGCUCCGCCGACAAGGCUCGUAACGACUUCCUCACGGAGGCGUCGAUAAUGGGUCAGUUCGAGCACCCCAACGUGAUAUUCCUGCAAGGCGUGGUGACAAAGAGCAAUCCGGUGAUGAUUAUCACGGAGUUUAUGGAAAACGGCAGUCUGGAUACCUUCCUGCGCGCGAACGACGGCAAGUUCCAAGUGCUUCAGCUGGUGGGCAUGCUGCGCGGCAUCGCUAGCGGUAUGCAGUACCUGGCAGAGAUGAAUUAUGUGCACCGCGACCUCGCCGCGAGAAACGUGUUAGUCAACGCUGCCCUGGUUUGCAAGAUCGCUGAUUUUGGACUUAGUAGAGAAAUCGAAAGUGCCACAGAGGGUGCUUACACGACAAGGGGCGGUAAAAUCCCGGUACGGUGGACGGCACCGGAGGCGAUAGCGUUCCGUAAAUUUACGAGCGCUUCCGAUGUUUGGAGCAUGGGUAUCGUAUGCUGGGAGGUAAUGUCGUAUGGCGAAAGACCGUACUGGAACUGGUCGAAUCAAGAUGUGAUAAAGUCGAUCGAGAAGGGCUAUAGACUUCCAGCGCCGAUGGAUUGUCCGGAGGCUAUCUAUCAGCUGAUGCUCGAUUGCUGGCAAAAGGAGCGCACUCAUCGGCCAACCUUUGCCAAUCUUACGCAGACUUUGGAUAAGCUCAUACGAAGCCCGGACACGCUGAGAAAAAUCGCUCAGAACAGAAUCAGGGAAAGGGGUGCUCCACCCUCAACCCCACCCGCCUCGUCGGAAUCUUCGAACGUGCAUUUGAGAAACAGGGGCACGAAUCCACUGGCGCCGGACGCGGUGGACCUAACGCAAUUGAAUUCCGUCAGCGAGUGGCUGGCCUCCAUCAAGAUGUCACGAUACGCAGAGAGCUUUGAACGGGCGGGUGUGACGACGCUGGAGGCAGCGGCGCGUGUCACCGUUCAGGAGCUCACAGCCCUCGGUAUAACGCUCGUGGGACACCAGAAGAAGAUUAUGAACAGCGUAACGGCGUUACGAGCGCAGAUGUCCGCCACCUCGCAGGGUUUCCUCGUGUAAUCGCGACCUCAUAAUCCCGCAAACGAGUACGUAGAAAUCGGCUGAUCGGCACGGAACUUCGCUAUCCCAUGGAUCUCACGAAUCCCCGCUUAUUCGACGCGCUCCAAUAGGGGGUCAGUCGUCCCGGAGAAGGCUGACAUCGACCCCACCCGUGUAUCAUCCAGGACUCGUGAUUACCUAGUCAGAGCGACGAUGUCCUCGAGAGAAUAUCUUUUCGCGCGCCAAUUAGUUCCGACGAACUAAACGGUGGCUGACUCGAGCGAUGCUUUCAUGAUACGCGAAUGCCGGCUCACUCCGAGAGAUUCAAGGCACUGCCAUAGACAUUCCACGUCAGCGAGAUUGGGAAGAAAAUCCACUCUUUGCAUUUACAACCUCCCUCGGGAGGAAGGAGUACGAGGAUGUAUUCGUCAGCUCGCAUCUAUAACAUUGCAACGAUUUACCAAACCCGUAGAUGGAUACAUCUGCUACGAAACUAUCACGACC
Messenger RNA from Pogonomyrmex barbatus (red harvester ant), 4807 nucleotides. RefSeq names its product Eph receptor tyrosine kinase (gene Eph). The record is from RefSeq and is a predicted model, not a curated record. Gene Ontology annotation, molecular function: transmembrane-ephrin receptor activity; ATP binding; protein binding. NCBI's taxonomy places the organism in Eukaryota, Metazoa, Arthropoda, Insecta, Hymenoptera, Formicidae. Gene Ontology annotation, cellular component: dendrite; plasma membrane. Gene Ontology annotation, biological process: protein phosphorylation; axon guidance; ephrin receptor signaling pathway.